Messenger RNA from Pseudogymnoascus destructans, 435 nucleotides. RefSeq lists its product as uncharacterized. The transcript has a single exon. NCBI's taxonomy places the organism in Eukaryota, Fungi, Ascomycota, Leotiomycetes, Thelebolales, Thelebolaceae. The record is from RefSeq and is a predicted model, not a curated record. The coding region runs from base 1 to 435 and encodes 144 amino acids.
AUGGAGCUAAUGAUUUACGCAUCGGAUCUCAACAUUGGCCUACAAGGAGUUCGGGAGCUUCGGCGAUGGGCAAUGUCGAAGCAAAACAACGAUGGUCUCGGCUGGGUAUGGCCUGAAGAUUACCCUGGGACGGAAAGUCAUGUUAAGCUUAAUGAACUGAGGGUAGGUAAACACCGAGCGGCUGAGAACAAUGGUUCACUUGGUCCCAACCCUCUCGAUAGUCUCGAUCGUCCAGGUUUCAAGAACCCUCGUGGCUAUGACAACUUUGGCAGUGAAGGCGGAUCCGGGGCACUGGAGAAGAUGUCAACUAUUAGCGCCAGCGUAAUAGUGGAUGACAAGGAGGAUGAAGCAGACGCGUUUAUCCGUGAAGCUCUUGAGGGUUCAUUUGCGGACGAUGCUGAGAUUAACCACAUCGCUAAAAAGCUUCGUAUUUGA